Trichobilharzia regenti is the source of this 426-nucleotide messenger RNA. Lineage: Eukaryota; Metazoa; Platyhelminthes; Trematoda; Strigeidida; Schistosomatidae. The record is from the annotation of a GenBank genome assembly.
AUGUCUCCUGUCUUACUGUUAUACACUAUACUCACAUUCACAACCGCCAUUAAUGCUAUCAAUGAGAAUUCUGUAAACAAUCUCCAAGACCACGAGAAAGGAUCACCUGAAGACUGGAAUGAAAUGUUGCCACGCCAGUAUCCGAUUUCGAUUGAAAAUGAACCAAAUACACUAGAAAGUGUUGCUGACAACUCAAUGAACAAUGAGCCUUACGCAUAUGAGACACCAGAAAGUGAUGAUUUGACGCAAAAUUUCAACGAACCAAUGAAUCAGAAGACAAAAGAAGAGAAUUUACAGAAAGCACCGAAUAGUAUGGCUGAAGUUGAUAGAGGAGAUAAAUUGAAAGAACCUUGGGAAGAUGAUGACAGUAUUAACGAAGAUAUAUCUCGUCAGUUGGACACAGUUGAAAAAAUCUUAGUGAACUAA